Molecule: messenger RNA, 766 nt
Organism: Gamsiella multidivaricata
Lineage: Eukaryota; Fungi; Mortierellomycota; Mortierellomycetes; Mortierellales; Mortierellaceae
Exons: 3
Coding region: 39-761 (240 amino acids)
Source: RefSeq, a predicted model, not a curated record
ACUCCCUCAUCAUUCUGUAGCAAUCAUAAUCAAUAGAUAUGAUGAAAUGUGGUUUGUUAUUCCUCCCAACAAAACAUCCCUUAACUUUCAAAGCCUUACACAAUGAUUCGAUCGACAACUUCCUUCAUCCUAUUCGCAAUCACUUUCAUUGUCGCUACGCUGUCCAUCCAGGGCACCGCCGUAGUCAUGGGCGCAAGGUCCACGGUAGUUCUGGCAACGGUCCUUUAGGUGUAUCGGGUCUGCGCGAGAGACUCGGGGCUCAGAAGGAGAUCAACGCCGCCAGAAAGUUGUACGGUAUCCAGACACUCAAGUGGAAUGACACCUUGUUCGCUGGAGCAGAAGCCCACGUCAAAACUUGUAACGCCGAGAUCAAUACUUCUAUAAAGUUCGGUGAGAUCGUCUCUCAAAAGGCGACCUACAAGGACGCCGUUCAGGAAUGGCUCAUGGCCGAGUCAGCGUAUAGGAACCACGAUGCAAAGACCAUCAAUGCUGGAAACUCGUUCUCUCAGAUUGUGGGGAAAUCUUCAACGCAGAUUGGUUGCGAUAUUGGCGAGUGUGGGACAGACAAGCACCUCAUUGUCUGUCGGUUCUUCCCAGAGAGGAAUAAAGAAAAUUACUCAGGAUCAGACGUAACGAAUAAAAGAGAGAGGAAUAUGAGAACGAAAUCAAAGAGUGAUUGGGUGGUGGCGUCUCGCAUGAACGCGAAACCCACGCGUCUUUUUACCUUAUGGUGGCCCACAGCAAGAACCACGCCGACUUGAGAUGC